AUGUCAAUGGCGUCAGUGUCAGCAAUAAAGUCCAUGGCGUCAAAUAUAAAGUUAUCUGCUACAGCUACCGCGCAAAAAAGAAUGCGCCCUAUAAAAGCGGCAAUGACCUUGACACCGUCAGCGGUAAACAGACUACGACAACUAGUCCAAGGUCCAGAUCCAAAGCUGAUACGUGUUGCAGUAAAGAACAAAGGUUGUGCAGGGCUAUCUUAUGUGUUGGAGUACACGAAAGAUAAAGGAAAGUUUGAUGAGGAAGUGACACAAGAUGGCGUCACUGUCCUCAUAGACUCCAAAUCUCUCUUCAAAAUGCUCGGUUCGGAAAUGGAUUAUGUAGAGGAUAAACUCUCGUCGAAAUUUGUGUUUAAGAAUCCGAAUAUUAAAGAAAGUUGUGGAUGUGGAGAGAGUUUUACCGUCUAA
This is a messenger RNA of Ambispora leptoticha, 417 nucleotides long. The record is from the annotation of a GenBank genome assembly. Lineage: Eukaryota; Fungi; Glomeromycota; Glomeromycetes; Archaeosporales; Ambisporaceae.